AUGAGAUAUAACUUUUCGCCUAGUCUAUGGAUACUAGUUUAUGUGAUCUUCGUUUGGCCAUAUAAACGUUUCAACUGCAACGACAUCUGCAACAACCAUGAUUUGCGUCACCAUGAGAUUGUCAUUAUUGAAAACGAUACAUAUCGAUAUUCUCUUCAUUAUAAGUAUUCAAUGAGGAUUCAACGUUAUCAAUCUCAAGCAGUUCCGAGUGACCGUUUUAAUAAUGAGAUAUUUGGCAGAUACGGGGUUUAUCCUCGAUUCUCGUUUAGUUAUUACGGUAAACACGUACAACAAAUUGAUUUUUACAAACACCAUUAUGUACAUGUAUAUGAAUCGUACAAAAUUGGAAAUAUUAAUAAUUACCUAGAAAACUAUGAGGAGUAUGAAUCUAGAGUUUUCGAUGAGAAGGAAUUAUUAGGAGUCCGAAGGAAUUUUUCGAUAUACGUUAAUGAUUCAGAGGUUACAGCCACAAUGACGACUUUAAUACACCCAAAUGGGAAGGUAUCGUUCCAUUAUGAUAACGUGAGUUGCAUAAUUUAG
Molecule: messenger RNA, 540 nt
Organism: Schistosoma rodhaini
Lineage: Eukaryota; Metazoa; Platyhelminthes; Trematoda; Strigeidida; Schistosomatidae
Source: the annotation of a GenBank genome assembly